AUGCAUUUCAUGCUCUAUCUUCUCGGUGCUUUCUGCGCUGCUCAGUCCGUCUUGGGCCAUAUGGAGAUGCGGCAGCCCUACGCGCUCAUGAGCAGAUUCGACCCACACAACAACAGCUCCCAGAUCGACUAUGACAACAAGAGCCCAUUGAGUCCGGACGGCAAGAAUUUUCCCUGUCGGGGCCAUCACAAGACCGUGGAAUUUCGUCCGGUUGCUACCUAUGAGGCAGGAAAAGAUUAUACUAUGAUUCUUGACGGCACGGCCACCCACCACGGUGGCUCAUGUCAGAUUUCCCUCAGCUAUGACAAGGGGAAAUCAUGGAAGGUCAUCAAAUCAUUCAUGGGUGCCUGCCCACUGGCUCCCGAUCAGAAAUAUUCGUUCCGGGUACCCGCCGAUGUCGACAACGGCAAAGCCAUGCUCGCCUGGACAUGGUUCAAUCUUGUGGGCGCUCGAGAGAUGUAUAUGAACUGUGCCCAUGUCAUGAUCGAAAAGGGCAAGGGCGGAGGGAUCAAGAAACUCCCUACGAUCUUCGAAGCUAACAUUGGAAAUAAGUGCCAUACUAGUGAGAGGAAGGAGACUGUGUUCCGCCAUGCUGGCCCGGCGGUGGAAUAUGGGCCAGGUGUAAAUCCGACAAGCACCCCGUUCCCGGACUGUGAUGGGAACACCAAAGGAAUGGCGCAGUAUAUUGAUCAGCUGGGGCAAUUGCCUUUGUGGGGAUGGUUUUAA
Messenger RNA from Uncinocarpus reesii 1704, 726 nucleotides. RefSeq lists its product as uncharacterized. The coding region runs from base 1 to 726 and encodes 241 amino acids. The transcript is spliced from 3 exons. The record is from RefSeq and is a predicted model, not a curated record. Lineage: Eukaryota; Fungi; Ascomycota; Eurotiomycetes; Onygenales; Onygenaceae.